AUGUUGCCCUCUCUUGUACCACUCUUCUUAUUUGUGCUUCCUGUUAUUUCUGCCUCAGCAGAAGACUGGCGUAGCAGAUCCAUUUACCAGCUCGUUACAGACAGGUUCGCCACCACUAACGGCUCCAGUCCCCCAUGCGACACUUCCAACCGCAAGUAUUGCGGUGGUACAUGGCAGGGAGUGAUCAACAAGCUCCCCUACAUCCAAAACAUGGGUUUUGACGCCGUUUGGAUCUCCCCCAUCGUUGCGAAUGUUGAAGGUUUUACCGCAUAUGGAGAAGCGUUCCACGGCUACUGGACACAGAACAUUGAUGCCAUAAAUUAUCAUUUUGGCUCAGAAGAUGACCUCAAGGCUCUUUCGUCGGCAUUACAUCAAAGUAACAUGUAUCUUAUGGUUGACGUCGUCGUUAACCACAUGGCCGCAACUACGAACCCACCGGAUUAUUCUACGUUCCAACCAUUCGAUAUACAAUCUGACUUCCACUCCGAGUGCUUCAUCAGUAAUUACUCGAACCAGACUAACGUCGAGCAGUGCUGGCUUGGCGAUACGAACUUGCCUUUGGCUGAUCUGGAUACAGAGGAUGAUACGAUUGUUAACUCGAUGUAUUCUUGGAUCAAGACCGUCGUAGGAAACUUCACCGCGGAUGGCAUACGCAUUGAUACCGUCAAACAUAUACGGAAGGACUUCUGGCCCCAGUUCGCGCAGUCUGCGGAGGUCAUUGAUAGCGUACUGGACUACCCUGCCUGGUUCCCUCUUACCUCGGGUUUCCAGUCAACCAGUGGCAACCUCUCGGCACUCGCUGAGACUGUACAAGCAGCACAGGGUUCCUACAAGGAUGGACAGUUCGUGACGGGCUCGUUCCUAGAGAAUCACGACCAGCCACGAUUCCAAUCUUUAACUCAGGACCAAGCGUUGGUAAAAAAUGCUAUGACCUGGCCUUUUGUGCAAGACGGCAUCCCUAUCCUGUACUAUGGUCAGGAACAGGGCUACACUGGCGGAGCUGACCCCGCCAAUCGCGAAGCGCUUUGGCUCUCCGGAUAUGUGGAGGACAACAAACCACUGCUCACGCAUGUCAAAACUCUCAACGCCGUACGCAAGAUGGCCGCGGCCGCGAACAGCAGCUUUCUGACUACAGCCGCCAAGUUUUCCUCCACCACAUCGACACUCGCUGUAUCCAAGCCACCGUUGCUUACCCUGCUCACCAACGGUGGCAACUCGUCGACGCCGACUUGGACCGUUUCUGAUACUGGGUUUAAGCCGAAUGAGCAGCUUGUCGAGGUUUUAUCCUGCUCACUGCUCAGCGCAGACAAGAAAGGCGGCGUCAGUGUGCAUGGUUCUGGGGGCAUGCCUCAGGUUAUCAUGCCGAGGUCUGCGUUGAAUCAGUCUGGCAGUGUUUGUCCCAGCCUUGCGACGUCCUCUGGCUCUCAGGCUUCCUCUGCGGCUGACUUGACCUUACCUUUAGCAGCAACGCUAGUACUUGGGAUACUCUCCGCGAUAUUCGCUGCCUGA
This is a messenger RNA of Sparassis crispa, 1509 nucleotides long. RefSeq names its product Alpha-amylase A type-3. Lineage: Eukaryota; Fungi; Basidiomycota; Agaricomycetes; Polyporales; Sparassidaceae. The coding region runs from base 1 to 1509 and encodes 502 amino acids. The record is from RefSeq and is a predicted model, not a curated record. Gene Ontology annotation, molecular function: calcium ion binding; alpha-amylase activity. Gene Ontology annotation, biological process: carbohydrate catabolic process. The transcript is spliced from 9 exons.